GCUUUCUACCAACCGCCGAAGAUAAAGAAACAGUAAUAUGGACGUGGAUAUGGCAUCAUCGUCAACGCCAACCAUGCGCUCGGCAGUUUCCGCCCCUCGCUCCGAAGCUGCCCCAAUAGCAGCACCCCGGACCAACAUGGCACCGGCAGCGCCUCGAACAACAACAGGCGCCACCGCGACAACGGCUCCGCGUCAAAGCACGCCAGCAUUACCAGCGGAUCUGCAACGAAUUCGUUGUCCACUAUGCCGCCGCCCGCAUCGGCUAUCGCACUGCGGUAUCUUCAAAGGCAUGCCGCCGAUGCAACGCCAGCAGGUGGCACAGGCGCAUGGGUAUUGCCUGAAUUGUCUGGCAACUUCCCAUGCAACUCAGGAGUGCCCAUCAAAUAAUCGUUGCCAAAUCUGUGUGCGGGCUCACCAUACGCUGUUGCACCGCACUACCAGUCGCGACUCCGGGCGACCACCGGCUCCUCGCACCAGCGGUAACGUCAGGCGUUCUCAAAGAACGCCUGUGACGGCUUAUCGCCGGCGUGGACACUCUCCAGCAGAAUCUCGUUCCUGGCGCCAAAACCGGACAACGUCAACACGGCGCCAUCAGCUUAGGCCGCAAUCCCGGCGGUCAACAGGCCUCAGCAGCGUUGUAGCUACGCUACAGCAGCUACAGCGGCUUCUAGGCUAAAUACUCGCCUAGGGGGGCCGGGAUGGCUAAAUGAGUAGC
Molecule: messenger RNA, 715 nt
Organism: Bactrocera tryoni
Lineage: Eukaryota; Metazoa; Arthropoda; Insecta; Diptera; Tephritidae
Exons: 2
Coding region: 38-676 (212 amino acids)
Source: RefSeq, a predicted model, not a curated record